AUGAAAUGCUUGAAAAAAGAUGCCAAGUUGACACGAUUUACCUCGACUUUGCGAAAGCAUUUGACAAAGUAAGUCAUGACCUUUUACUUGUGUAACUCCAUAACUUUAGCAUCAAAGGUAAUCUUCUUCGUUGGUUCAAAGAUUAUCUUUCUGGGCGUUUUCAAAGAGUCACUGUACAUGGUGUUACAUCUCAGCCGCUCCCAGUACUAUCCGGCGUUCCCCAAGGAUCAAUUCUUGGACCAAUCCUCUUUCUUAUCUACGUAAACGAUCUUCCCGAUAGCGUCUCCCAAGAUACUGCCGUGUCAAUGUUUGCUGAUGAUACUAAAUGUCAUCGCGCUGUUCGUAACCCCCAAGACAGAGAAAUCCUACAGUCAGAUCUUAACAAUAUUACGAACUGGUGUCAAGACUGGAGGAUGGAUUCAAAUAAAUCCAAGUGCGGAGUUCUUCAAUUUACUCGUUGUCUCCAACCUACUAUCAACCAGUACACAUUAGCUGACAUCCCAGUCAAACCUUUAACCUGUGUAAAAGAUCUUGGCGUAAGUAUCACCAAAGAUAUGAAGUGGAACCAGCACGUGCAGGACUUAUCCUCAAAAGCUAACAAAUGCUGGGUUUUGUCAAGAGAACAGCGUCCGGCAUUCACGAUAAAAGAGUUCGAAAAAUACUGUACUUGA
Messenger RNA from Paramuricea clavata, 671 nucleotides. NCBI's taxonomy places the organism in Eukaryota, Metazoa, Cnidaria, Anthozoa, Malacalcyonacea, Plexauridae. The record is from the annotation of a GenBank genome assembly.